This is a messenger RNA of Melanotaenia boesemani (Boeseman's rainbowfish), 6117 nucleotides long. It is a transcript of the gene map3k2, whose product is annotated as mitogen-activated protein kinase kinase kinase 2. Gene Ontology annotation, molecular function: protein kinase activity; ATP binding; protein binding. NCBI's taxonomy places the organism in Eukaryota, Metazoa, Chordata, Actinopteri, Atheriniformes, Melanotaeniidae. Gene Ontology annotation, biological process: protein phosphorylation. The coding region runs from base 402 to 2342 and encodes 646 amino acids. The transcript has 17 exons. The record is from RefSeq and is a predicted model, not a curated record.
ACCCAAAAAACUUCCGGCAACGUUUUUUUAAAUGCGAACUUGACGCAUCUGAGGGUCAACAGCGAGCGAAGCUACUGUCAACCGCGGUGUAAAGUACUACAAAAUGAAAGCCGAAGAUUGAAUAGAUUGUUUACUUUUGUGCCCCUCGGACUCGGAUAAACAGCUCCAGACAAACAUUUAUCUGGACAUUUUUCCUAUUGGAAGGACUCAGUGGGCUAAACCGACAACCAUCGGGCCUCGUCGUCGUGGCCCAGCAGGACUCGAGUGAAGUUGGGAGCUGACGUCCAAACUUCUGCUUCCUCCAGCGGCUCUCUGCGGGGCCCGGGGCUCCUAUCUCCGGCCCUGUGGAUGAGGAAGUGAAUACAGAUCUAAAUAACCCACAGGAGGAAGGGACCUCUUUGAUGGGGGAGUCCUCUUUCCUGGCCUCCUGGGUCAAUCACCGUGCCAUGAUGAUGGAUGAGCAGGAGGCCCUGAACUCGAUCAUGCAGGACUUGGCCGAACUGCACCGCUCCAGCCGUCCUGCCUCCUUCCUGUCAGACCUGGUAAAACCCAAAGCCUCCUCACCCAAGAACCAGAAUGAUGUGAGAGUGAAGUUCGAGUUCAGAGGGGAGAAGAGGAUCUUACAGUUCCCUCGACCCGUCAAGCUGGAAGACUUGAGAGACAAAGCUAAAGUGGCUUUUGGUCAGACGAUGGACCUUCACUACACAAACAAUGAGUUGGUGAUUCCACUGACCACCCAGGAUGACCUGGACAAGGCUGUAGAGCUGCUGGAUCGUAGUGUUCACAUGAAGAGCCUGAAGAUCCUCCUGGUGCUUCAGGUCUCCUCUCAGAACUCGUCCUCUAAUAUGGAUCUCUUACCAUCCCAAGAGGAGCUGGACAACACAGGAUUCAGGGUCACAGACAAGAAGAGCAUGCUGGCUUUAAUCGGAUCCCAUUCGACCGACCGCAGCUCUCCGCCUCCAGGAUACAUUCCCGAUGCUCUCCAGCAGGUGGCGAGGAACGGCUCCUUCACCAGCAUUAACAGUGAGGGGGAGUUCAUUCCCGAGAGCAUGGACCAGAUGCUGGACCCGCUGUCUAUGAGCAGUCCGGAGAACUCGGCGUCUGGAAGCUGUCCCUCGUUGGACAGUCCUCUGGACAGUGACUACCCGAAGUCCAGGAUGCCCCGAGCACAAAGUUACCCCGACAACCACCAGGACUUUCCAGAGUACGACAUCCCAGUGUUCGAGAAGUCGGGAAAAGGAGGAACGUAUCCUCGCAGAUACGGCGUUCCCUUUGGUCUUCAGGAUUAUACCGACGGAAGGAAGACCUUCCCCCGUGCUCGACGGACGCAGGUUCACGGCUUCCGCUCGCCGGUCAGCUUCAGCCCCACGGAGCAGUCGCCCAGCACCAGCAGUGGCAGCAGCAUCUUCACCCCCGACUUGGAGGAGGCUCCCGGGCCCACCAGGAGGCGGAGGGGCAGCGACAUUGAGCCCAGCUCCAACCCUGCCACCGCUCCAACUCUCUCCGUCAUGGACAUCAGUCCACCCAGCCGCUCUCCUCGAGCUCCAACCAACUGGAGGCUGGGCAAGCUUCUGGGUCAGGGAGCCUUCGGUCGGGUUUUCCUGUGUUACGACGCUGAUACCGGACGGGAACUGGCCGUCAAGCAGGUCCAGUUUGAUCCAGAGAGUCCAGAGACCAGUAAGGAGGUGAGUGCAUUAGAGUGUGAAAUCCAGCUCCUGAAGAACUUGUGUCACGAGCGAAUCGUCCAAUACUAUGGCUGCCUGCGGGACACCAUGGAGCGAACUCUGUCCAUCUUCAUGGAGUACAUGCCUGGAGGCUCCAUUAAGGACCAACUUAAGUCGUACGGAGCGCUGACGGAAAACGUGACACGCCGCUACACCCGGCAGAUCCUGGAGGGGGUCUCCUACCUGCACAGCAACAUGAUCGUCCACAGGGACAUCAAAGGAGCCAACAUCCUACGGGACUCGGUUGGAAACGUGAAGCUGGGAGACUUUGGGGCCAGCAGGCGGCUGCAGACCAUCUGUUUGUCAGGGACGGGCAUCAAGUCGGUCACGGGAACCCCCUAUUGGAUGAGUCCGGAGGUGAUCAGCGGAGAGGGGUACGGAAGGAAGGCUGACAUCUGGAGUGUCGGCUGCACCGUGGUGGAGAUGCUGACACAACGGCCCCCCUGGGCGGAGUUUGAGGCCAUGGCGGCCAUUUUUAAAAUUGCCACCCAGCCCACAAACCCUGUUCUCCCCGCCCACGUGUCGGACCACUGCCGAGAGUUCCUCAAGAGGAUUUUUGUGGAGACCAGGCAGCGUCCAUCUGCAGAUGAGCUCCUGAGACACAUCUUCGUCCAUUAACCUGAAAACUGCCAGAUAUGGCCUUACCUGGAAGGGUGCCCCGCCCCCCUUUACCACAUUUGACCAGAACAGACUGAGUGAAGGUUUUCAGGGGGGACAUACUUGCUCUCCUGUCUCUGUUUAUCUGAGACGUCCAUAGAUGACAUGACUUUUAUUUUCCUCCGCUACGUGCACCUUAAUUUGUGACAGUGGAGGAGUGGAGCUCUUCCUCCUGAAGACUCGCUGGAAAAAUGUCUCCUGUUUUACGUCUGUCCUCAGACCUUCCAGAGCAUCUCAAUGUCCCCAUCUUGCUAUCCCUGUUCCACUUUCCCAAUACCUCUUACUCUACCCCCCAUUCCCCACCCCCGCCAACCAACUGAUCCGACCCUAGAAUGUAACCUGCCAAAACCCAGAGCAGCAGCGACAACCUGGACCCGCUGCUAUAGAUGAACCUGCAGACCCCCUCCCACCAGGAAGUUUAACUCCCCUGCUUCAUCUUCGUCUCACCUUCCCUCCUCUUCUGUCUCGGACUAAGCCGUGUGCCUUUUCUGUUUAUAAACACACUAUAGAAACUGGUCUGGAGCCGGUCUGGAACCAAUCUGGAACCGGUCUGGAGCCAGUCUUGGUAUCAGUCUGGAACUCGUUUGGAACCAGUCUGGAACCAGUCUAGAGCCAACUUGGUAUCAGUCUGGAACUCAUCUGGAACCAGUCUAGAACCAAUUUAGAGCCAGACUUGGUAUCAGUCUGGAACAAGUCUGGAGCCAAACUUGGUAUCAGUCUAGAACCAAUCUGGAGCCGGACUUGGUAUCAGUCUCAAAACCGUCUGGAGCCAGACAUGGUAUCAGUCUUGAACCAAUCUGGAGCUGGACUUGGUAUCAGUCUGGAACUCAUCUGGAGCCAGUCUGGAGCCGGACUUGGUAUCAGUCUAGAACCAGUCUGGAGCCGGACUUGGUAUCAGUCUGGAACUCGUCUGGAACUGGUCUGGAGCCAGACUUGGUAUCAGUCUGGAGCCGGUCUGGAACCAGUCUGGAGCCAGACUUGGUAUCAGUCUGGAACUCGUCUGGAACCGGUCUGGAGCCAGACUUGGUAUCAGUCUGGAACCGGUCUGGAGCCGGACUUGGUAUCAGUCUGGAACCGGUCUGGAGCCAGGCCUGUUAUUAGUCUGGAGCCGGACUUGGUAUCAGUCUGGAACCGGUCUGGACUUGUGGUUGCUUUCACGCUUACUCUGCCUUCUCACCGUUAGCCCCGACCAGCUGAUCUCAGCUCAGCGGUUGUUUAUGCCUUUUCUCUACCAGAACUCUGAUCUUACAGGAUCCUGGGAUCUCUGGAUCAGAAGGAUCCUUCUGAUUCCGGCUCAGUUCAGUCAGCUUGUUCUCCGGCUGCUCCUGCUGGGGACCAAAUAUUUGCAUCUGUCUAAAUGAAGAAGAGUUGGUGGAACUGCUGCAGCUCAUCACAUGUUCUUCUGCUCCUUCUUCUCGGUGACGGUCAGAUCGUCCUCUCACGUCUGUGAGUCGGUUUGUCCUCCAGCAGUCAAACACGUUUCCAGGCUUAAACCUGGGUCCUGUCGUCCUUUCUGGUCUUCAGAUGAACAUCUGGAGCUUGUAGAUGUUGAGCCUGCUCAGAAAGCUGCAGACGUUCAGAGGAAGAUGGACUCUGGCUCUGGAUCUUCUCCUUCCCUUCUUCUCCUGGAGAGAAACGUGAUGAGCUGCUGCAUCCAACCUUCUCCUGCCUUGGCUUCAUUUUCUGGCCUUGCGCAGUCCCACAGGUUCGAUUCCCACUUAGGGUUACAGGACCCAUUAACGUCAGUGUUGCAGUCAUUUUCCAGCCAAAGGAAACUUCCAGAUAAACUUGUCACUUUAGCCAAACAUCUCCACAACUUUCCCUCUCAGAAGACGGCACCUUCACCCUCUGCAAGCAGAUAUUUCUGGAUGUUUCCCAUCAGCUCUGCGUGUUUGGACCCUCGUACCAUGCGGCCUGUACUAUGAAGCAGGACCUGCAGCCAGAACCUUGGGGAAAAUCCUCCAAGUCUGAGUAGAUGUGACAUAUCCAGCUUGUUGAACGUGUGCUUUCUGGAGGUUUUAGAGAUGCUUACGAGAUGCAACAAAUGAAAUGAAACUUUAUUUGUAAAGCCUUUCAUGCCAAAGGCAACAAAGUGCUUUACAAGAUAAAACUAACAUAAAACCUUACAUCCAAAAUACACAACAUAGCAAUUAAAAAAGACUUAUUAUAGUCUCCUCACACACACACAUACACACACACACACAAAGCAGUCCACCCAUAUCCACAGAGGCCAUCGCCAUAGCAACCACCCAGAUCAGGGCAGGUUGGGGUGCCUUUAAAUUCCCUCUGAUUCAAGUCCACAUAUUUAAGUUGAAGGUGACGUUAACAGCUGAAGGAAGAUGAUUGUGCAGGAGGCCCUCAGUAGAAAAACCCUCCCAACGGCGGGUCGGCAGGUCCUCUCUGGCUCGGAAAUAAAGAAACAUAAAAAAGACGUUAAAAAUAAGCCGAUGUUGAGACAAUGUUGAGGUUUUAGCCGUCUGGUCUGAAUUCAGCCUCAGCCUGCUACACGUUAGCCUUCCAGCAUCUGUUGCCAUGGUAACGAGUCUGCAUCACACACCUGGAUCCGUGUGUAAUCCUGCUUCAUAGUCCAGGCCGGUCGCGACGUCAUGCUGUUGUUCUCAGCUGAAGUUUUCCAGAAACAUCUUCCCUUCACCUGCAGGUGGGGGAGGAGUUCUGCUUCUCAAGGUACAAUCAGCAGAUGUUAUUGGCUCUUUGUAGGAGGUAGAAGAUCUGUAGCGGUACAAACUAUUUUAGCCUUUUUAUUAUUUUAUUCGGGCCUAAAUGAGGAAAUUUCUGCGCGAUGCUUCGUUGAAAACUGGUUUAGGUACGAGGACGCUUCCUUGCUGCUGAUUGGCCGCUCGGCAUCACAAGGCGUCCCUGGUUGCACCUUUGAAGACGACAGGAAGUGAAGGCACUUAAAGGACAGCUUCGUUGCUCUGUGGUAAAGCCGUCGGCGGAUCCACGCUGGUUGUGGAAACGCCACCGUGUGUCUGAACCAAGCUACGAGGAGGAGAUGGCGGCUCGCGGUGGACUGUCUGGUACAGCUGGAAACCACGACCAGGAUGCACUAUCCACCACUCCCACGGUUCUCCGCCGCCUCGCCGGCCGUCGCAGCUCCCUCACGUUUUCUUUGCACAUUUUAAGGACUUUUUCUGUUGGCCUGUAUGUGUGUGUGCAUGUGUGUGUGUGGUGCAGGUAGUUAACUGAAUGUAACGUGUUCUUUUACCUGUCAGCUGGACGAACCUUCGCUCCGGUACGGAUCACCUGUAGGUGUGUUCGGCUGCAGCUGCCACGUCCGUGUGUGUGUGUGUGUGUGUGUGUGAGAGAGAGAGUGCGGUUGUAAACGUGCAUUGUGACUGUAGGAGGCGAGAACUUUAACGAUGAAAAAUGUGUAGAAAUAUGUAAAAUAAAAAUUCUCCUUUUUUAAUUUAAUUCCUCUUCUAUCCGACAUGUCUUCAGUCUGUGAUGUAAAAGAAGCCAUGUUUAUAAUUCAGAUUGGUUUGUGACCAAUAUGUCUGUUUAUAUCAGAUCUGUAUAUCAGUGGUACGCAUAAUUUUUUUAAUAUAUUUUUUAUUUUCUUUUUUUUAUGGGAGAUUUUAUGCAUGGUUGGGUCCUGAGAGACGCAGCGGUGCCAAUGAAUGGGGCUGUUUUUGGCAAAAUUCUGGAGUAUUGCAACAGCUGUGUUCAUAAUUACAACAAUUAUGACUGAUGGAAAUAAUAAAAGAUAUUUAUUUCA